UUUGAGAGCGCGCGCAGGAGCGAGCGCUCGCACUCCAGCUUCUGCGCUCAGUUCGGAUCGGUUCAGACGCGAGUGCGCAUCCAACCUUCGUUCCUCUGUGCUUUUCAAGGGAAAUUUGUCCGAGCAAACCGUAAGCAGCCAUGGAUGCCAUCAAGAAGAAGAUGCAGAUGCUCAAGCUCGACAAGGAGAACGCCUUGGACAGAGCUGAGCAGGCAGAGAGCGAUAGGAAAACGGCGGAGGACAGGAGCAAACAGUUAGAAGACGAACUAAUUCAAUUGGAAAAGAAGUUGCGCGUAUCCGAGGACGAUCGCGAUAAAAUGCUUGAGGAAUACCAGAGUGUCGAGGAGAAGCUCCUGGCCGCAGAUGAAGUCGCCACCCAGGCUGAGGCUGAUGUAGCUUCCCUGAACCGACGUAUCCAACUGGUUGAGGAGGAGUUGGAUCGCGCACAGGAACGUCUGGCCACGGCUCUGCAGAAGCUGGAGGAGGCUGAGAAGGCUGCAGAUGAGAGCGAGAGAGGCAUGAAGGUCAUUGAGAACAGGGCUAUGAAGGAUGAGGAGAAGAUGGAGAUCCAGGAGAUCCAGCUCAAAGAGGCCAAACACAUCGCUGAGGAGGCCGACCGCAAAUACGAGGAGGUGGCCCGUAAGCUGGUGAUCGUUGAGGGUGAGCUGGAACGUACAGAAGAACGUGCCGAGCUGUCUGAGGGACGCCUCCGAAGAUUACAAGAGGAGCUCCGAGUGUUGGACCAAAGCUAUAAGUCAUCAAAAGCAUCAGAAGAACAGUACUCGCAGAAGGAGGACAAAUACGAGGAGGAGAUCAAGGUCCUGACCGACAAACUGAAGGAGGCGGAGACCCGCGCCGAGUUUUCUGAAAGAUCAGUCGCCAAGCUUGAGAAGACCAUCGAUGACCUUGAAGAUGAGUUGUAUUCCCAGAAACUCAAGUACAAAGCCAUCAGCGAGGAGCUCGACCAUGCUCUCAACGACAUGACAUCAAUGUAAUUCACCCCGCGGCCUGUGCCUAUGCCCCACUCCAUUACCCAUAAUCCCCUAUCUCAUGCACUCUCUGAAUGAGGUUGUUUUCCUUUCAUUCACACUGUGAUACUUUUCUCUGUUUUAAACCGUCUGCUAUCUCUGUCAUUCUACAAGAACCAUGGUUCACCCUUGGGUGUUGCACCGCAGGCACCAUGGCUUGUAGAAGAAGUGGAUAGGAGCUCUGUUUCUCAUGUUGUGGAAUUUAUUUAGUGUUUUCGAAAUUGUUACCUUGUUCACGAAAUUGUGGAGGAACAAAUAGCUUCUAACUCUCAUAUCUUCAGUUAAUUUAGUUGUUCAGUAUAUGCUGUACUCGGGCUGGGCAAGAAAGAAAAUGACCAUUAACCACAAUAUUGUUUUUUUGACUAUUUAUGUAGCAACAUUUAUAAUUGAGCUAUAAAAUCUAUAUCAAAUGAUAAAAGACAGUUUUCGCUGUAUCGCAAACAUUCAACGCAGCCCAGCCUUACUUGCAGCGCUGAAGUCUUAACCCCAGUGCAUGUGAUGGAUAUUCUGUAUUUUCUGUGCGAUUUCUUUCACUUUUGUCCAUUUCUAAAGAUUUUAAUUCAUGUGCUGCUAACAAGGCCGUCUUUUCAAGAGGAGACGGGCCCAAAGCCUGCCGUUUGGAGCUUUGCAUCACGUUUAAUGUUGAUCCUCUGUUACGCUAUAUUGUAGAUUUUUUUAGGACGUAACUAUGCGCUGCUUGGUAAGUCAGCAUUUUUGGCCACUGCAUAGUUGAACACGCUUGGUGAUACGUUAACUAUAUCAGAUUUGCGUGACACUUCACAUCACAAGUGAUAGUUUACCCAAAAAUGACAAUUGUCAUCAUUUACUCGCCCUCUUGUCAUUAAACCUGGAUUACUUUCUUCUUUUGCAAAACAAAAAAACCAUUAAGGAAUGCUGUUAACCGAAGAGCGACGGCACCCAUUGACUUGCAUUGGUUUUUUGUCAAUAUAAUACAAUAGAAGUGAGUGGGUGCCGCCACUUUUCGGCUACCAACAUUUUUCAAAAUAUCUUCUUUUGUGUUCUACAGAACAAAGUCAUACAUGUAUGAAAUGACAAGAGGGUUAGUAACCGAUGACAGAAUUGUCAAUUGUCAACUAUCCCUUUAAUAAGUAACGUACGAUCAUUUUGGCCAGUUAACAUUGUGGCUUCUGUGUGCAGUGGCUCUUUUCUGUUUUGUUUGGUGGUAGAUUCUGUCCCACGAUUGGCUCUUCCGUCACCACUUUUUUUCACUUCUUCCCCUCCCUGCGCAGAUAAAUCGUUCGCAUCACUUCAAAGACGUCUCCACCCGGCUGAACGGCAUCUCUCCGCUUUUUCUGGCAUCUCAUUUCCUGUCAUACUCUUGCCUUCCCUGUCUCCAUUGUGUUUUAUUUCACAUCUCUUGUACAGAAGCUUUCAUUCUCUACUUUAAGUUAAACUUUCUAUGUAAAUCUUUUCCUUGUCAUUUUGUUUCCUGUUCAUUUCUAUGUGCUAUGUGGCUCUAAUAAAGUCAAGAAUUGCUAGAA
Triplophysa rosa is the source of this 2530-nucleotide messenger RNA. It is a transcript of the gene tpm1, whose product is annotated as tropomyosin 1 (alpha). NCBI's taxonomy places the organism in Eukaryota, Metazoa, Chordata, Actinopteri, Cypriniformes, Nemacheilidae. The transcript has 9 exons. Gene Ontology annotation, biological process: actin filament organization; cardiac muscle contraction. Gene Ontology annotation, cellular component: actin filament. The coding region runs from base 141 to 995 and encodes 284 amino acids. Gene Ontology annotation, molecular function: actin filament binding. The record is from RefSeq and is a predicted model, not a curated record.